AUGGGUCCCGAAUCUGAUUACAAGUUCGUUACCGUCGACGCUGUUGAGGGGACCUUCCAGCCGGCCAACAAGUCUGUCCGAAGCCAUGCCAUUCGAACUGCUAUCCACAGGGGCGGCUCUCAAUUGGGAGCCUCAACGGCUCUCAUCUCUCAAGGGACCAUAAGGGGCAAGGCGCAUCUGAAAGGUCGCUUCAGGUUGGGCGGCACAGCAACCAAAGCCAAGAACCCCAAGAACCAACGCCGCAAGGAUACGUCUGAACCUCUUGUACGACGAUUACCCCUUUGA
Messenger RNA from Colletotrichum spaethianum, 285 nucleotides. RefSeq lists its product as uncharacterized. The transcript has a single exon. The coding region runs from base 1 to 285 and encodes 94 amino acids. NCBI's taxonomy places the organism in Eukaryota, Fungi, Ascomycota, Sordariomycetes, Glomerellales, Glomerellaceae. The record is from RefSeq and is a predicted model, not a curated record.